AUGGCUGAAAGCCCCAGUAAAGUCCUCGAGGGCAUCUUCGCGAUCAGCAAACCCCCAAACUUGUCCUCUGCUCAAGUUUUACGUGAUCUACAACACACCUUUGCAGAGUCCAAGGUAUUCGCUCCACUGUUGGCUGAAACCCAGAGGAUGCGAGUGCGAAAUGACAACACGAGGAGGAGACGCAUCAGUACGGACAAUAUAUUCAAGAUGGGCCAUGGCGGUACCCUAGAUCCCAUGGCCACAGGAAUCCUGAUUGUUGGCAUUGGCAGGGGCACCAAGCAUCUCUCAGAGUUCUUGGAAUGCAAGAAAACCUAUGAGACCGUGGCACUGUUUGGAAAAAGUACCACCUCUUAUGAUGUGGCUGGAAAGGUGGUCGCGGAAGCUUCUACCGAUGUUAUCACCAAGCAGACCGUUCAGACCCAAGUCAAUCAAUAUCAGGGAUUCUUGAAGCAGAUUCCACCAAUUUAUAGCGCUAUCAAGAUCGAUGGCAUCAAGCUGUACGACUAUGCACGAAGUGGUAGGGAACUCCCACGAGAAUUGGAAAGCCGUGAUGUCCAAGUUACAGAGUGCACCCUUCUCGAUUUUUACGAGGCUGGACAGCAUGACUUCAGAUAUCCCGCCGAAGAAGCCUCCGAAGAAGAGAAGUUGACUGCAAGCAAACUCAUGAAAGGAGCCGAAGCAACCAAAAAGUUACUUGCGGAGCGCACGCCCAUGCCAAAGCCCUUCGAAAAUGACAAAGCUAAACACAACGACAUGCCUCGAGAUCAAAAAGCAGCACUGCAUACGCAUCCGUUGCCGACGCAAGAAGCAAAACCAGCACAAGCACCAGCGGCCCGGGUUCGCCUGGAAGUCAGCAGUGGCUUCUAUGUUCGCUCUUUUGUACACGACCUCGGUAUUAGUUGUGGAUCCUUUGCCACGAUGGCAGCCUUGAGUAGAAGCCAUCAAGCGCAGUACACCAUCGCCGACCCCGCCCCUGAAGGAUUAACCACCGCCUUGACCAUGGAUGACAUAUCCGCGGGCGAGGAUGUCUGGGGACCAAAAAUCACGGCUAUGCUUGAACAGUGGAUAGAAUCCCACCCAGCAAGCCAAAGUGAAGAGAAUGGGAGUCUUCAGAAGCAUUUCGACGGCAGGAGAGAUUCAGCGAGCAAUCGGUACAGCGGACACAGGUCGAAGAGGAGUUGGGAUACCGGAGGCAGAGACCAUGAUUCCAAGCGAUCAAAGCGGCGAAAUAGUUCUUCGCCGGAGGCGUGA
This is a messenger RNA of Exophiala bonariae, 1251 nucleotides long. RefSeq lists its product as uncharacterized. Gene Ontology annotation, biological process: mRNA pseudouridine synthesis; tRNA modification. The coding region runs from base 1 to 1251 and encodes 416 amino acids. The record is from RefSeq and is a predicted model, not a curated record. Gene Ontology annotation, cellular component: mitochondrion. The transcript is spliced from 2 exons. NCBI's taxonomy places the organism in Eukaryota, Fungi, Ascomycota, Eurotiomycetes, Chaetothyriales, Herpotrichiellaceae. Gene Ontology annotation, molecular function: pseudouridine synthase activity; RNA binding.